Effrenium voratum is the source of this 792-nucleotide messenger RNA. The record is from the annotation of a GenBank genome assembly. Lineage: Eukaryota; Dinophyceae; Suessiales; Symbiodiniaceae.
AUGGUGUCCAGUGACCGACCACGCCGACCCCUCCCUCCGGGGUUUGGAGCCGUGCGACACCACACCAAGGACAUCUCUCUGGGUGUCGUUUAUGAGCACCACUACGCCCCAGCGGCUGUGAGACCUCUCGAGCAAGGUGAACUGGUGGAAGGCACGCUGCGGCCCGCCGUGUGUCGCGGCAAGGUGGGCUUCCUCUUCGUGGGGUCCAAGAAUUCGAACACAGCGGACCAUGCCCGGUGCUGGCUGGGCCACAUCCUGCUGCAGGAGUUGCAGAAGGGGAGCCUCAGCGAGGUGGAGUAUAUCGCGGCAGAGCUGGCCCCUGUGCCUCCCCAGUGGAUGUGGCACGUGUGGCCCCCUUCUGACGGAGAGACGGCAGAGGGGGGCGGAGCAGCUUUCGUGGAGGUUUGCAUGGCCGUUGGCCCGGUGGGCAUCGCCCUGACUCUCAGUGGGCCGGAGGCGCCGCGGGCCCAUGUGCAGCGGGUGUUGUACCAGUACUGCACCCAAGAGGCCACCUGGACUCCCAUUCCAUCUGCGCCUCACACCGGGCAUUUGGACAAGGUGCAUCGAACCCGUGAAAUCCCGGCAGAGCUUGCAAAGCAGCGCCUUAGAGGCGUUCCAGCACCGGAGGCGCCCUCCAAGCUGCUGACGAGGUCCCUGGAGGAGUACCGGGAAGUGGAGAAGCAAGUCCAAGGAGCUGUAAACCAGUUGGAGGACAAUUGGCACCAGCCGCUGCAGCUUUUGCAGCAGUCCUACAGCCGAUUUGUGGGCAUGAUACCCUCCCCUAGUCAAUAA